UCUUAUUCUCUCAUGUCUCGACUCUCUCUACAUUCCGCCCUCCUCCUCCACUAACAUCCCAGUACCGUACCGCACGUCACUGGCGCACCACUUCUCUCAAAGCUGCCGAUCCUCAGAUCGAUGGACGCCAAACGGCCCGCACAGGAUUAUGAGUUCCCGCGUUCCUGUACCUGUAUCUGUUCCUGCUGACAGCCCUUGUUGCUGUCCGUCAUACAUUGUUGUCGUCCCAGCUCUGAUAACUCGGUCAACCAAAUCCAAGAUGGGUUUGUAACUUGUUGACUCACCGGCUCGUGUCUUCGAAGAAGGUGAUGAGGAACUCAUCAGAAGCACGGUUCAUGGAUCUCUGCCUUCAGGUAGCGCAACCCGGUCCAGCUUCCCACCUUUCUGAUUGUCUCUUCCCUCUUCACAGACAGACCAGACACAAAGGGUCCUUGGCCACUAUUGUCCCCACCUUGCUGCGUUUCCUAUCGCUCACAUACGUAUUUUCUCUUUUGCGUACCUGGUCAGUGGUCGAUGGCCCAUGUCAUUGUCUAUUGUCAAGGUCCAGGUUCAGGCCCCAGGUCCCCGUUCUUUUCGUUCUUCUCGGGCAUUACUGAUUUCUCGUCCCCGUUAGCUCAGCCUGGCCUGCUAGUUUGGCAGAAACCUCAUACUGCUCUUCAGCUUGUCUCGCCUUUCCCUCUCGGGGCAUCCGUCUCUCUUUUGGCUACUCGUGUCGGCCCUCCGUUUCAGUACGUGCAGCCACAGCUUAUGAUGUCUUUGGCUUACUACACAAUAUAUCUUAGUUGCGGUUCUGAAUAGUCAGUCUGUUCUGCUCUUCAAUUCCGUGCUGUAUUCCCCUCUGUCAUUGCCGAUCCAACUCAGACCUCACAGGUCACCUCCGUGUGGGAUGAGAAUCGAGUCAAGUCGAGUUGAGUCGUAAUCUUCUCAUCACUUGCUAGACUGAUAACCAGAGAUUUCCAUUACAUACUCUAUCCAGACUGUCGGAUCAAAGACUGCUCCAGACCGUAUGCGAGACGGUGGUCGUGUGAAGGGGGAUUUGCCUGGUGGAAAAAGUUCCAAGGAUCCCUGACUGACGAAAGAGUGAUGGUCUGGUGAAAUCGAGGAAGCGUCCGAAGAAACAUCCGACUCUUUUCGGUGCUGUUUUCAAUCCAUUCUUCCAUCCCAUCGUCUCACACCCAUAACGGAUGUAUACACUGAAGCUGGAUGUGAUGGAUGGAUGGAUGGAUGGAUGGAUGGAGGGAUGGAGGGGAUGGCAGAACACCCCCAAGCCAACACCCCCCGCCCCAUAUCCAUUCGUUUUACAUGCUCACACCCAUAUCCACGCCAAAGUAAAAGCCAAAUCCAACGCCACUCCCACUCCUACACACACCCUUGAAGCCGCGAUGGUCGCGAUGAUUCCCCUCCAUCCUUUAAGCCAUCCCAGAGUCAUCUCCACGAGCAUACCAUGCACGUCCUCUGUUCUGCCCUUAGUCUUUCUCUAUUUCCAGCCCGUUUCGUUUGCUCCUUUAGACCCCUCGGCGGCUAUUGUUAUGCACGACAGCUCCAGUACCUUGGCAUGGCGGAGGAUAUUGAGCCCCGAGCCCUCAUAGCUUGAGCCCUCCACUUACUAGGUUCAAGGCAAUGUCAGGCCGUACCCAUACUGUACUUGGGAUUUGAUCCCUCUGCUCGACACCCCCAGUCCUUCCCCCAUUUGCCCCUGGCACCGAGGCCUGUCUCUGGCUCGUUCAUAUCUUCCUGGGCUUGACAAAAGAACGGCUCUUGCAAUGCUUGGGUACUUCGUUGCUGCUGUCCCUCAGACUGACCUCCAUGUACACCAAACCUACAUACACUCCAACGAUCUGCACUCCACUGCUCUUCAUCUCCAAACACCAUUUAUACAAAGCGGCCGGCCCGUCUGUGACCCCACAAGGCUCUGUUUCCCUCAACUCAUCCUUCCUACCCUUGCACUCUCUUGGCCUCGAUCUUUGACCCCCAGGUCUUCAAAAAGCGGCCGCGGCCAGAAAAGGCUGAAUCGUCUUGCACAUCGCUCUUCCAUAUCUGCCUCGCCAGGUCUUGAUGCCUUCUUGAAGUAUCUUGAUUUCUGAUCAUAAAUGUGCCAUUAUCAGUCUCGAUCUGAAUCUUGAACUUGCAGCCACAGCAUCAACAGCUCCCCACCACUCACAGACGCAACCAUUUCUGUUAUCAAGCCCCGCCUAUAACAUAAACCAACCGGUUUGGACUGCCAUUGUCCAAUCCCCCAACUUGAUACCCACAUGAUCAUGGUCGAGCAGCAGUAUAUUGCCCCAGGUCUACCCCAGCCGGAUGGUCUUUCGGGAGCUCCCAGUUUGCACGACUCAAUUUCAACAACUGAGACUUCCCCUUACCACGAUCUGGCAUCCUACUCAUCUGUUUCUUCACCUUUCGACAGCAUUUCUGGCCAGUGCGAUCCAAAUCUCUUAACUCCUAUCUCAGUCGUGGGAUCUCCUCCUUUGCACGGCGUGUCAAAAAUUGCAUCACAAUAUCCUCCGCCUCCAAGCACACCUAAUCAACACCCUAGCCCUUCUGGGAGUUCCAGAAUGUAUCAUCAGCAGCAGUGGACAGGACAAUUUGACGUUAACAGCCAAUCCCCACAGGCGAGCUCGCCCAUGACCUCUCAAGCUCCGGUUGCUGGAGGGGAAUUCCUUCAUGCCAAUUAUGUCCACGAUGGACGUCGAACUCCCGGACCCCCAGAGCCCUAUAUGGGAGCCUUUGGUGUCUCAAAUGGACCAGAGCCACAAACUAUGAGCAACCCUUAUUACGUCAAUAUAGCGCCUCCUGUUGAGCACCAAGACCACAUGAUGAUGAGGGACAACCAUCAUAUUCCAAUGGGCAUGCAUCAUCGUGAAGUGGCGCCUGCUCCUCUGCUGUCCGAGCACCAUCCACCUCAGUACCGCCGAAGAAGCCCAGAUAAUACAGGACUGCACGGAUUACCUUCAGAUGUUCCACGCUCCAUGACUGGAUCCCCUCGUCGAAAGUCUGCCCUACACGCCCCUGGCCGCGUCAAAAGGCGCACAACGAAGAGACCAGGAGCCUCUAGAAGUGUAGUUGCUGAAGAGCCUGUCGACGAGCACAAGAAUUGCUUUGGAGAAGAGGUCCCGCCAACACUAAAGAGUACCUGUCCCGAUGAGGAGCGCUGCAUAUUCGAAUCUCGCUGGGAGCACCGCAACCAAAAGGGUCAGGAUAUGUGGGAGAGCAUCCAGAGCGACUAUAAGCGUCAAUUCCAGAAGUGCCCUGGUAAGGAAAUGCUUCAGAUGAAAUUCAAACGCGGCCGAUCCAAGUACAUUGAUUGGUUAACUAAAGAUGAGGAAUUGCUUCGAGAGGCUUAUAAGAUCGUCGAGAAAAAUCGUUACCAGUCGAUUCUUGACACCUUUCACGAAUUAGGGGGUUCCCGAAAUAUGCGAUUGAACGCCAGCGACAUAGAAGUCAAGGUCGUCAACGAUCUAAAGCUUGAGGAGGGGAUUUACAUGGAUUCCUAUGGGGAUCUCAAUAUCAGAAGACGACGCAGAUCGGUUCAACCAAGGAAGCGCACUGGACGCGGGGAUGAGCACGACGAGAUGAUGAGCAUUGGAUCCCACAACACUCAUGAAGAUGAGGUUAUUAACCAGGUGCAUGGCAUUCCCAAUAUCAAGAUGGAAGAAGAUGGCCCUGGAGGCCACAUGAUGAGCGCACAUAUGUGGGACCAACAAAUGAAGAUGGAACCGGGAGCAAUGCCACCACAAAACGAUCGCAUGCAACCCUUGAUGAGAUUGAGCCCAACACAGACGAUGUAUGGAGGACGCAGAGGGUCGUGAAAGGAAAACCCUUCUGAUUUGUUUUCGGGAAUGGCAUUAUAGACAACUUCAUCUUCCCAACGAAGAGCCCCUCAUUUUUUUGUAUUUUCCAUAUAAAUGUCCCUUCAUAUACCCCUAGGAAUUGUUCAAGAUAGAGCUUCGUAAAGAACCCGACAUCUUUGCAUAGGAAGGAAUUCUGCGUCGUGUCACGUCUUCCCAACACUCUUGUAGAACGUAUAUAUGUCUUCACUGCUUCUGAAGAUAUUGCCAAGUUUGAUAGGUAAUUGUGUGGGCGAGCGGGAAGUCAAGUGACUUGAGUGGCUUCAUACAGAAUCUGGGUUCAGCCUUUUGAGACAAUAUCUGGUUUGGUGCUCUCAAGAUUGGCGAUUUUGGAAUUGACAAGAUGGCCUGUUUCGCUGCCACGAAAGCAAGGGGGGGAAUGCGAAAGACCUGGAAAGACAGAGAAAGGGGGCGGAGCGUCAGUGAGACAACACAUAGCUCGUAUUGACAAACUUGGUCUUGUGUAGACCCGACAGUUUGGAAAAUUGCGCUUCAAGUAAAUUUGAUUUUCGCUGCAACUUGCAUGUAACUGGG
This is a messenger RNA of Fusarium verticillioides 7600, 4382 nucleotides long. RefSeq lists its product as hypothetical. The transcript is spliced from 3 exons. The record is from RefSeq and is a predicted model, not a curated record. Lineage: Eukaryota; Fungi; Ascomycota; Sordariomycetes; Hypocreales; Nectriaceae. Bases 2253 to 3809 code for a protein of 518 amino acids.